Archocentrus centrarchus (flier cichlid) is the source of this 1062-nucleotide messenger RNA. RefSeq lists its product as uncharacterized. Bases 1 to 1062 code for a protein of 353 amino acids. Lineage: Eukaryota; Metazoa; Chordata; Actinopteri; Cichliformes; Cichlidae. Gene Ontology annotation, biological process: response to bacterium. The transcript is spliced from 4 exons. The record is from RefSeq and is a predicted model, not a curated record.
AUGGCAUCUGUACAGAUCGUCUUCUGUCUGAUGUGUUUGUUCUUGGGUGCAACAGCUCAGACAAACUACCUGAAAUUAUCUUCCUCUGUUCAUCAGGGACCACGUUUCAUAUCAGCUAAAUCUGGCGGCAGUGUGACUUUGCAUUGCUACGAUGUAGAGAAUGCUGCUGCACGGUUUUACUGGUAUAAGCAAACUUUGGGGGAGAAGCCGAGGCUAAUUUCUACCUUCUAUAAGACCGAAAAGAUUUUUUUACAAUUUGAUGAUGAAUUCAACAAUAGUUCACGCUUUAGAUUGGAUAACGGGAAAGGAAAAAACCACUUGAUCAUCUCAGACUUAAGCAUUUCUGACUCAGCAACUUACUACUGUAUAAGGUCUUAUUUAUAUACACAAACAUUUUCAGAGACCAUUAUUGUCAAUGUCAAUGACUUAGAUUUAAACAUACAAGCUUUAGUCCAUCAGUCAGCAUCUGAGACCCUCCAGCCAGGAGGCUCUGUGACUCUGAACUGUACAGUACACAGUGGGCCUUGUGAUGGAGACCACCGUGUUUACUGGUUCAAAGAUGCUGAAGACUCUCAUCCAGGACUCAUUUACACCCGUGGAGGCAGGAAUGAUGAGUGUGUGAGGAAACCCAACACACAAACACACACCUGUGUCUACAACUUGCCAAUAGAGAGCCCGAAUGAGUCCGAUGCUGGGCUCUACUACUGUGCUGUUGCCCUAUGUGGACGCUUACUUUUUGGAAAUGGGACUAAACUAGACUUUCAAGAUGAGCAGAGUUCUUCUGUCCUGGUGUAUUUCUUAAGCGCAGCAUUAACACUCACCACGAUCAUCAGUGUUUUAUCAACAUUUUUAGUGUUUAAAAUGAACAAAAACAACAGCUGCCAAUCCACAGGUAAGAAACUCUGUUCAUAUUUUACUGCUCGGAGUCACCAGAGCACCCAAAAGGACAACCUUCAUUAUGCUGCUGUUAGAACAACUAUGACGAAAGGAGCAAGAAGACAGAGAAGCAACACCAAGGAUGAAUGUGUAUACUCCAGUAUAAAGCACACACACCAGACAUAG